AUGGCACACCUGCUGGGCGGCCAGGCGUGCAUGGACAGCCUGCGCAAGGACCUCACUGACCUGCAGGGCGCCAUCGUGGACGUCUUCUCGCACGCAGGGCCUGUGCGCUUCCCCUCCUGGAAGUUCCCCGACCGGGUGGCCUGCGACCUGGACAUGGUGGCCCUGCUGGAGCACUAUGACCAUGUGCCUGGCGACCCAGAGUUCACACAGCUGUCGCAUGCUGUAUUGCUGGAGCUGGUCAUCGACAGGCUCCUCCUGCUGCUUCAGAGCUGUGCCAGCUACCUAGAGAACCUUGGCUCGGAGCAAUCGAUGCCCCCUGUCCAGGCCACGGGGCCCUGCAUGUCUGUGGGGCUCACAGUGCGGCGCUUCUGGACCAGCCUGCUGCGGGUGGGCAUGCUCUACCAGCAGGUUGAUCCCCAGAAAAGGGAAAACCAGGGGGAGACUCCCACCUCCAAACCCACAGCCAAGGGUGAACCAGCCAGGAGUCCAGAAUUGAUAACUGCCAAGUUCGUCACGCAGCCUUCCCCACAGCCAGGCAUAACUCAGACCUGCCAAGAGCCGGACUCUGUUAGAGUCUCCCUGCAACGCCUAGCCAGACCCACCAAGAAUACCAGGAGUGUCCACUCGCAGACGAUCGAGACAGCCCUGGUGCCCUGUGACGCGUGCACCAGCAUCCAGGGCAGCCUGCGCGAAGUGGGCAAGGGGGUCAUCAGCCUCUGUCAUGGCCAGAACCUGCCCUCAUCCUUAGGCCAGUUCCAGCAGCUGGUACAGGACAGCAUGGGGCUCAGGCCGCUGCCAGCAGCCACUGUGGGCCGCUGGGUGGCAGAGCAGAGCAAAGACCUGGUGCGCCUCAGCAAGCACAUGGGGAGCCUCACUCAGCUUGUGGGGACCCUCAGGGCCCAGCUGGAGGAGGCUGAGGCACGGAAGGAUGGGCUGAGCAAGCAGGUGGGCGAGCUGGAGCAGGCGCUGAGGCAGGAGCAGGAGGCGCUGCGGCGGCAGGCGGAGGAGGGCGAGCAGCGCCUGGCGGCGUGGGACAGCGACAGGCAGCAGCUGCUGGCAGAAACAAGUGAUCUAAAGUCAAAGAUGACCAUCCUAGAGGGAGAGCUGAAGCAACAUCAAGAGUCCACACAGGCUGCAGAGGCAAAGGCACAGCAACUGCAGGUGGAGACAGAGCUCCGGGCAGCCGCUGAGAAGCAGGUACAGCAGCUGGAGGGGCAGGUGCAACUGCUGGCCGGGCGGCUGGACGGGGCCAGCCAGCAGAUCCGCUGGGCCAGCACUGAGCUGGACAAGGAGAAGGCCCGUGUUGACAGCAUGGUUCGCCACCAGGAGUCCCUGCAGGCCAAACAGAGGUCCCUGCUACAGCAGCUUGACAGUCUGGACCAGGAGCGUGAGGAGCUGCGGGGCAGCCUAGAUGAGGCAGAGACGCAGCGCGCGCACGCGGAGGGACAGCUGCAAAGCCUUCAGAGCGAGAAGGAGCAGGGGCAGUGCCAGCUCCGGGCCCAGCAGGCGACGACUGACCUCAGGCUGACCAUCUCGGAGCUACAGCGGGAGCUCCUGGACCUGAAGGAAAGAGAGCGGCUGCUGGUGGCCUUCCCCGAUCUGCAUGGUCCCCUCGAGCCCCAGAUCCAAAGCACUGGCAACGUCACAGAUGAUAUGGAGAUGCAGGUUGAGGCCAACAACGUCCGCAUCCGCGUCCUGCAGGAGGAGAAUGGGCGGCUCCAGGCCAUGCUGUCCAAAAUCCGGUCGGUGGCCCAACAGGGAGGCCUCAAGAUGAUGCCCCAGGACCAGCUCUGGUCCCCCCUCAUCAAAGGAAACUCAGGAACAGCACAGCCAGCCAAGACUCGGAGACCUUCCCCACGGGGCCUGGGCAGGCGGCCCUCGCCUGCCACCAGGACCAGCAGUGCAGGCAGAACACUUGCAGGCCAGCCCCUAGCAUCGCCUCUUCAGCCGCCUGGCAGCCAGCUCAGCAAGACCUCCCAAGGGGAGCCCGUGUCCCAGUCAGCCAUCUGCUCCCAGAACCCCAUGCGCGCUUUGGCCAGCCUGAGGCGGCGGCUCUCACCAUGCCGAGGCCCGGCCAGCUCUGCACAUCAGCCCCAGGAGCGGCCCAAGUAG
Messenger RNA from Elephantulus edwardii (Cape elephant shrew), 2112 nucleotides. RefSeq names its product coiled-coil domain containing 157 (gene CCDC157). The transcript is spliced from 10 exons. The record is from RefSeq and is a predicted model, not a curated record. NCBI's taxonomy places the organism in Eukaryota, Metazoa, Chordata, Mammalia, Macroscelidea, Macroscelididae. The coding region runs from base 1 to 2112 and encodes 703 amino acids.